GCGCAAUAUCACUCCGCGGUGCCUUGCCUGGCCUGGGCGCCACCGUUAGGGAAAUGGCUCAUAAAUAUUUUGGCCGUAGCUUCGUAUCUGACCCCGUUCCGCCCGAUCAGAAAAAACACACACCCGACCGACUGUGCUGUGUUGUCGCAUAGUAUGCGUAGGCUUGGCAUGCCCGGAGUGUUCUGAAAUUCCUGUGUGGGAUAUAAUAUUAUUUUUUUUCAUUUCUUGACUACGACGCUUUCUUUGGUGCGCUCGGACAUAUCUAGGCCUGAGCCUUGGCGAGACCUCCCACGAUGGCCAAGGCGGCUCAGUUCGAUGAUGCGUUUGUCGGCGAGAAACCGAGCAUGGCGCCUUCUAUGGCACACUUGAAUCUAACGGAGGAGCUUCGCGGCUCAACUCUCUCCCUCAACAAACGUAGCAUGGUCCUGGACGAGGACCGCUUUGAGGAGCAGUUCCUCCGCUGCAACAUCUGUAAGGACCGCUUCAGGAACGAUAGUCUUCCACGCAUGCUCCCGUGCCACCACUCGUUCUGCCAGAAGUGCAUCGACCACCUGUACCGUCUGGCCUCGGAGCAGCGCCAGAGUUACUCCUCCUCCAUUCGCCCACUCGCCUCUAGCGCCGUCAGCAUCAACUGCCCGACCUGCCGCUCCAAUUUCGUGGCCACAGACGAAACGAUCCGACGGCUGCCGACUGACCACCGCGUGGUUCAGCUCAUGGAUUUUGUCCACCACACCGACCGCUAUACGGUUACAUUCUGCUCCAAGCACAGCCUCCAACCGCUCAACUUCUUCUGCGAGCCGUGCAUUAAGCCAGUGUGUCGUGACUGUACCGUGCUGGACCACAAAGAGGCGGACGGCCAUCUGGUCAUGGACUUGGAGGAGGCUUUAGCUAAGUACACCCCUGUCCUGGACAACGCUAUCACAGAGCUUGAUGCGGAAAGUAUUUGUAUGGAAGAAAAGCGCAUAGCUCUCGAGUCAGUCACCAAGACCAUAGACAAGGUAAAGGUGGACUUGCUGGGGCAAGUGAAGGCGUGCAUGACAAGGAUGAGGGAGCUUAUAGACGAGAGGGAGAAAGCUCUGGAAGCAAAAGUGUAUCAGGAAGUUGAGAAGGAAAGAGCAAAGCUGACGGAAAAGUCUGAGAUGCUAGAAAGUCGCCGGGAAGUUCUAAAUCAGCAAGCAAACAAACUAAAAACCGCAAAGGACGACAGCAACGUUGAAGAAAUGUUUCGCAUUCAUCAAGAAGUGCGCGAGUACAGGGCUGGUCCACCAAUCAGGAUAAGGGAGGUGGACGACGGACUAAUGACGUCAUUCUUGCUCAACACGAGAGACGAAGCCAUGUUGGCCUCCCGUAUCGGCAGCUUUGGUGACGUCACUACGAAAGUAGAGACGACAUCUUCUCGGAUGAAAACCUCAGUGAAACCGUUCGUCUACCGGUCCUCUUCCUUCCGGUGAAAGAGAUUAUGAAUUAAUGUGAGCACAGCCUCGCUCAGUGUUGUCAAAGUCAAAGCAUUGGAAAAAAGGCUUAUCUGAGCGAACAGUAGACUUUCAGGGCUCCUGGACUACGUUUUCUUUAUUUGGAUUCCGUUUCCUUGAAGAUUUAAAGAUAGUCGUCAAUUGCAGAUGGAGAAUCUGGUCCCAUAGGGUAUGCUUUCUGUGACACAUGAAUGAGAUGUCUGCUGUUGUUACUUGUACCUUAUUUCUUCUGUCACUAGUCUUACCUCUCUGGCUAAGGCCUACGGCCUACGUGUAUUAUGUACCGUCUUAAUUAGCUACUCCUUCUUUGUUUGGAUGAGUAAAGAGACGUACAUAGAUACGGUAACGGUCAUUUAGUGCAGGGAAAAAGCAAGACAGAAACAACAAAUGGAAAGAAAAGAGUUAUAAGGGCUUACCAGUUGCACCCUUCAACAACCCGUUAACUUCUCUCUGAUAAUCGACCUAAUGAUAUGUUAACUGAAAUCCUGUUCCUUCAAUACUCGAUAAAAUCUGCACAAGACAUAAGAUGUAGGAAGUUAUUCAAAUUACGUUGCAGUUAGAUGUCAUCUCGACAACAUAAGUUCCUGGGCUGUCAUUCUUCGGUUUCUAAAUUUCUGGGAGUAAAAGAAGCUAAAUAGUAGACGUGUGAUCUUGAUCUCACAUAAAGCGUACAUCAGCUCCCUUGAGCACUUCAAGUUAGUGAACAAAUGAGAACUGUUGAGGCCAUAUUCUGAUGUAAAUUCCCAUUUUUCAUGUGAAAUGAGUUCGUGUAACAGCCGCCCCGCGGCCACCUGAUUUUUCCUCUCUUAAAAAUUGAUGUAAUUUUUCUGUAUGUGUAUGUGUGUGUGUGUGUGUGUGUGUGUGUGUGUGUGUGUGUGUGUGUGUGCGUGUGUGUGUGAAAAUGUGUGUGUAUGUGUGAGCGUGUGAGUGUGUUUAAUGAGUGUAUAAAUAGAAAGCAUAUUGAAUAUUCUACGUUUCUGACCCUUUUCUCUUGAAAUAUCAGUUACAGUUUCCUUUAAAAUCUAUUUUAUUUCAUAAUGCAAACUGGCUAGAAGUUCUAAGUCGCAUAAAUUCUGCCUCUGGAGUUUAUUGAGGCAAACAUCUUUUAGAUUUUUUUGUAUCACAGUACAUACUCUUGCUUCAAAUAGAUCUAGGUGGUCAAGCGAGAAAAGGGCCUCAGGUGUUUGGGUGUCAGUAUCGGCUGUGUUUCGAAGACCCGUAAGUUGGUAACAUGCACAACAGAAAAAGGGGUGGGGCGUGUAGCAUUUCGUUCGUGAGGUGAAGAAGACAGAAAAAGUUCCGUACUAUUCUACACUCGGUAGAAUAGUUGCUAAUGGAAGUUAGUGUUUGUUCAUAAUUCCAUGUUGUAUUGCUCACGUGCUUAUUGUAACCCUAUUGCGAUCUGCAAACGGGUUUUUCUUCUCCUCCUGUAAGUCAGUGUAAAAAUAGAGAUAUCUGCCGUCUUAUGUAGAGAUAUCAUUGUAUUUUUGUAUGCUCGUACAGUACUGUGGCAUUUUGUAUUCUUUGACUUUGAAGUCAACCGACCGGCCACCCUCACACACUACUCGUACCCAUAGUCGUUCAGGUUAUCAAUUAGAAUCUACCUUUGUCCAGUUCAUUGUUGGACCUUAUGGUUUAUGCAGUGUGCUAAAUAUCCGAUGACACUUAACAGCGGAAAUUCUUCUAAAAAGACAAGUUAAAAACGAUGAGUAUGAGACUUUGUUUCUUAGCACACAUAGAUCUACGUUUCUCUGUCUUUUUACCUCACGAAAACAGACUGUACGAGCCUGUAUUCAGGUUUAUUUAUGUACUUUGGUGUUUUGUUAAGACAUUUUCCCCAUUGUAUUCUAAUGCUAUGACUAUGAUUAUGAUCUCCAAUUCGUAUGUGUUCAAAAUUUGACCUGAUUCUGAAGACAUGUUGUUGGUGUUGUUAUUGAUUCUUUCCUCCUUCACAUAAUGCACAUCAUAGUGUGUAGUUUGUUUUGACUGUCUCUGUUACAACAGUGGGUUCUUUGAGGUUGUUUCGAUGCCUUAGAUGUACAUAUAAUUAGCUAGGAGGAUUAGAAUACUUGGGUUUUUGUACCCAAGUGAAGUUAAAAUAUUUCUGUUUGUUUUAGGUAAAGAGAAACUCACUUUGUGAUCCUUAAUGUUCGAGUGGCAAAGGGGAAGGGGAGGGGGUUCUCACUUACAGUAGUGCCCUCCAUCCACUCUCUGCCUUCUCCUUCCAACAAUACCAUUAUAUCGCAACUGCACCAGCCUAGAGGACUAUAUUAUCUAAAAUCGAAAUAUAAUGGCGUAGCGGAGGCUUCAAAGAUCGGGGGAUUUGAUUAUCACUCUAGUAAAUAUGAUGAGAAGUUUGGCUUGGGGGGGGGGGGGCGGUAGUAUUGCCACGAUGUUUUCAGACUUUAAAAAAUGUAGCCAGUACACAAUACACGUUUACUUCACAUUUGGAUCCUGCAUGUGUUUGUCACAGAUAUUAAACAGUCCUAAAUGAUGAGUGCUGUUUUUCCGAGCAACGUUUAUGUGUCCCGAAAUAAUUGUAUAAUAUUUCUUAAAUUGGACGCAGUAUACGACUCUGAAUGAAGCCUUGCAAUUACUAGAAUUAUUUAUGGUCGUAGCUUAAUGUCAUAGCCCCAACUGGCAUCUCCAUUACGUAUCGGAUGUUAGGCCUACUGGGUGAAUUGUUGAACUUGGAACUUCCAUCUAAUGUGACAGACAGUAUGCAGGGCUAAUGUAGCCGGGCUGUUACUGUCAUGGCUGUUGUGUGCUCACCGGGUGGGGCCAGAUAAUGAGAGGUUAUUACGGUAAUUUUGCUGCUCUAAUCGACAACUCGUUGCUGCAUCGGCCCAUCUCCUCGAGUGUUCGGCCCAUCUCCCCGAGUGUUCGGCCCAUCUCCCCGAGUGUUCCCCGAGUCGCUAUUUCUAGGCCGUGAGAAGAUAUUAUAUCCCAAACAUGUAGAUGUACACCAAUAUAAUUUUUUCUGGUGGCCUUACCUUUUGUUAUGCGGGUUUUUUUGUUUUUUUUAACAUGCCCGAUUUGUUCAAGUAGAGAAGGACAUCAAAACAAUAAUGUUGGCUAUUCAUUUAGUGAACCAGACAGACAAACAGAACCCCCCCCCCCCCACAGUAAAUUUGAAUAUAAAGAAGGGUAAAAGUGUAGAACCCACCAGUACCACCCUCCAACUCCAACCACCCAGUGUAAUGAAACACACAUAAAUUAUACUAGAUCUACCCAUUUUCCGCAAGGAACUUUCCUUUCCACUAUCUACCCCUAAGCCCUCUUUAAAUUCAUUUCGUGUGCAAUAAUUGUUUAGAUUGGGAAGUUUGGCUGGACUGAUCCAAUUUGGAGAAAUCUAUCUCGUCUUCAACAGAGGCCGCUCUGUUUUUCCUUGGAUUUUUUUUUUUUUGGGGGGGGGGGCAUCGUUUGGAUAACCGUCUACCCUCGGACACAAUGGCACCAAGCCAUUUGACCCUAAAUGAUUCAAAGUUCUGCUUCUGCUCAUAAGUUUUUUUCUCUACAUUAUGGCCAUACAUGUAGUUAAAUUUAAAAUAAAAACAAA
Messenger RNA from Aplysia californica (California sea hare), 5031 nucleotides. Its product is annotated as tripartite motif-containing protein 59. The record is from RefSeq and is a predicted model, not a curated record. The coding region runs from base 294 to 1451 and encodes 385 amino acids. Lineage: Eukaryota; Metazoa; Mollusca; Gastropoda; Aplysiida; Aplysiidae. The transcript is spliced from 3 exons. Gene Ontology annotation, molecular function: zinc ion binding.